AUGGUGGAUAAUGUUUCUAUGAUAUCAAUGUUUUUUCUUUCAGGUUUAAAUGAAACAAAGAACCACAGAUUUACUCUCUUCUGUCUCACUUUACUGUGUUAUUGUGUAAUUUUGCUGGUAAAUAUUUCUAUUAUUGUGACGAUCAUCUUAGAUAAAAACCUGCAUGAACCAAUGUAUAUUCUGUUGUGCACUUUUUGCAUGAAUGGACUUUAUGGGACAGCAGGUUUCUACCCCAAAUUUCUCUGGGACCUGCUCUCUCCUGUUCAUGUUAUCUCUUACUCUGGAUGCCUUCUUCAGGCUCAGGUAAUGUACUCUUUUGCCUGCAGUGAUCUGUCUAUUCUUUCAGUAAUGGCGUAUGACAGAUAUGUGGCUAUAUGUCGGCCACUGCAGUACCACUCUAUCAUGUCGAAGCAAAGACUCGUCAGGUUAGUCUGUUUCUCUUGGCUAACACCUUUCUGCAUUAUAGCCACAAAUAUUUCUUUAACAUCUAGAUUCAAAUUAUGCAGCCCAUAUAUUGCCAGAAUCUUUUGUGUGAAUUGGAUUAUUGUUAAACUUGCUUGUUUCCCCGCUGAAACUGUUGUUAACAGCAUCGUUGCAUACAUCACAAUACUCAUUUACGUAUUUCAUGGUUUCUUUAUAGUUUGGUCCUACAUGUAUCUCAUCAAAACAUAUGUAAAUUCUAUAGAAAAGAGGGCCAAGUUCAUGCAAACAUGUGUGCCACAUUUAAUCUCCUUACUCACUUUUCUUGUGACUAUACUUUUUGAUGUUAUGAAUAUGCGAUUUGGUUCAAAAGAUGUACCUCAAACCCUUCAAAACUUUGCUGCAAUAGAAUUUCUGGUCAUACCUCCCAUUUUGAAUCCUCUCAUUUAUGGUUUCAAACUGACCAAAAUUCGGAACAGAAUUCUGAGUUAUAUCACUUUUAAAAUGAAAUGA
Molecule: messenger RNA, 933 nt
Organism: Xiphias gladius (swordfish)
Lineage: Eukaryota; Metazoa; Chordata; Actinopteri; Istiophoriformes; Xiphiidae
Product: olfactory receptor 142-like
Exons: 1
Coding region: 1-933 (310 amino acids)
Biological process (GO): G protein-coupled receptor signaling pathway
Cellular component (GO): membrane
Molecular function (GO): G protein-coupled receptor activity; olfactory receptor activity
Source: RefSeq, a predicted model, not a curated record